GCGGAGGGUGUUCCUUCUCCAGGUUACGGCAGUGGUCUAGUGCAGGGAACGUCGAUUUAUGCGAAUAAUAAUUAUGCUGUUUGUUGCUGGUUAACCUGAAUGUUGCCUGUGUUCUCUGGGGCUGGCUUAUGCAGGGAACAUGAAUAGUUGUUAGCGGUUUUCGCUAGUGUUUCAUCGUUGUUUGGUUUUCUCAUUGCGUUUUGUUUAUGCCCGUCGUUUGUCUUGCCGGUCAUGCCGCACAAGAGGAAUUCCAGCUCCCUCGACAGUGCCGCGGAGGCGAACAUGCGGCAGAGGACCUGCCACAGCAGAUGACGUCACUCCGUCCUUGGACACCCGCUGCGCAUGCUUGCCAAACUGCUGUCAGAGUACUGCCCGCAGCUCCUGGCUGACUGUCCUUCUGGUAACAUAUUCGACUUUCCAGUAGAUUGAAAAGGUCUGAGUGUGGUGAUAGAAAGGUGUUAUCGCUGAGAACCCCCUAGACGUGCAGUCUUGCUUUCCUACUGCGAGGGAACCUGAAGCUUGUUAAAGGGACUGUCGCAUCCGGAACCGUGGUUACGAAUCCAAUACCAAUGUGUUCGGUACACUACCACCGAGCUAUUUGCCAAAUUUUCUCCUUCCAAAACGGACCAGGUGAUGAGGAAUCGAAUUUAAAAGAUCCGGUUUCGUUUUGAUCCUCGAAAGCGCCAGCGCCAACAACAUCGCGUGACGCAAGGUCGAAUCUGGCUAAUCCGCUGUGAAGGACGCUGUCGUCUGCCGCCAAGUCUGGGGCUGCUUUGUUUUUUUCCGGCACGUCGCCCGUAUUCACAUGUGACACUUUCUAGUGACUCGGAUACUAUCGCUACGCUUGCAUCCUUCGCGUGGGAUGUCGUUUGGAAACCGACGCAGCGUUCCCGACUCCAGGAAAACUUCCUUCGAAAACCUCGAUGUUUGAUUUCGCACGCCAAGGAUACAGCUACAGCCAGACCACAGACGAAGCGAAAGUUGGAAGCAGCUACAUCACUAGCGGGUAUCCAGAUGAAGCAAGGAGUGUUCAUGCUGUCCGUGUAUGCUCCUUGCAUUUCACCGAUAAUGUGUACCUGGAUGAGAACAUCAUGGAAGUGCAACUUGGAUUGACACAAAAAAGGAACGAAUUGAAACUUGACGCCGUUCCGACAGUGUUCCACGAACAAAGCGAGCCAGCAACUUCGACACUGCAGGCAGUUCGACAGGGUCAAGCGCAAGUGAAGGACCAGGUGCUGCUGAUCAAGUCCCAUCCAUCCAUGAAACGGCAUCAAACAAUGUACGUGUGUGCACGGCAAUUUUGCUGAGAGACCUGGUUUUUACACUAAUGCCUUUACGACGCCUCUGACAAAUUAGGAUCUUCCAGAACAGUGCUUUCUUCAUCCAAGUUCAAGAAGUAAAGAGAAUGACUUCAUGGCUUCUACUGACAUCUCACAGCUACAUGCCAAGACAAAAUAACUUGAUAGCAGGAAAUGAAAAGAAAAAAAAAAGGUCCGUUUCAGGUCCACCCAAAUCUUUGUGCAGAGGCUGACAACAACAACGCUAUUGUGAGAUGAUGAAUGAUGCUGAUGCAGCGUUGAGAUUAAGCCCUUGUUUCCUUUUUUGCAAUGCUAUACAUUACUGCUGGUUAAAUGUAAAAUGAUGCACCUACCUCCAGACAUUAAAGGGGCUACCAGAGAUGUAGUGUCAAUUCAACAGAAAACCUGCAUGUUCUACGAGGCACUGUCACAUAAGCAUUGGCCAAAUUUGCUGUCCUGUGAGCUUUGAUAGGAUAUGCCGUAGAUAGUAAGAGGCCUCUUACUGUAAAAGGGAGGUGCAUUAAUCGAGUAGUGGGGUCUGAGGCAUGAGGGCCAUUUCAGGAUGUACUAACCCUUCUAAAAUUUUACACUUGGUUAUGCCCAGAGAUCGAUCCAGAUCCCCCCCAACACCCCGAGUUUUUUUCCUGUGUACCACUGUUAUAAUGAAACCGUCCAAUUUACUGUCCAAUCGUCCCGUUUUCAUUGCAAUUGAAGUACUUACAAAACUGUUUAUUUUAUUUUUUAUUUUUGUGAGUCCCCGCUUCAGAUCCCAAGGGACAUUGCCAGUGUGGUGCACGCUGAUAACUGUCUGUGCAUAGCAAAUAAUAAAUAUCUGUGCGUGAAGAGUUG
This is a messenger RNA of Ornithodoros turicata, 2147 nucleotides long. RefSeq lists its product as uncharacterized. Bases 924 to 1307 code for a protein of 127 amino acids. The record is from RefSeq and is a predicted model, not a curated record. Lineage: Eukaryota; Metazoa; Arthropoda; Arachnida; Ixodida; Argasidae. The transcript is spliced from 3 exons.